Messenger RNA from Mycena indigotica, 408 nucleotides. RefSeq lists its product as uncharacterized. Lineage: Eukaryota; Fungi; Basidiomycota; Agaricomycetes; Agaricales; Mycenaceae. The record is from RefSeq and is a predicted model, not a curated record. The transcript is spliced from 4 exons. The coding region runs from base 1 to 408 and encodes 135 amino acids.
AUGAUUACUCUACAGUCUUGGCUGGUCAGUAGCAAUGUCAACGAUCCGCUGCGAUCAGCAGAUUUCUGGCCUUUCGUCACUGGGAUCCGAACCUUGAAACAUACGAUCGUGAAACCUCCCGCGGUACCGCCACAAGAUUCCCUCUUUCUUCUCUACUAUCACCUGCCCACUCGCUGGUGGAAUCAAAAACCUUCGCGGGGCUCUCUGACGCUUUCCAAGAUCAAUAGCUGCAGUCCUUUGAACAUGGCGCUUCCGCAGAGAUCUGACAUGGGCGACAACUAUUCGGGGUUUGCGAGUGGACUGGCAUGCCAUCCAUCACGUGAUCGGGUGCAUGGGCCACCUGCCACUCUCAACUCACCUCGUCUUUGGUUCGUUCACGCUGACUUGAUGAAGCUGUUGGCCCUGUGA